AUGGGUGUAGUCCCCAAAGACACACCAUUCGUGUGUAAUCAGAGCUGCAAAUCAGUGUGCCCUUUAGAUAUUGCUAAUUGUAAGGAAGACAGGUAUGUUGUAUUUAAAUUUGAUUCAUUAGUCAAAUAGUUAUUUGUUUCCAAAAUAACUAGUUUUGUUAGUGAAAAUUUUUAUUGUACCUUUUUGACUGUGUAAUUUUUGGUUGUCGACCAGUUAUACAUGCAAGCUGAAAUAAUUUGUGGAUUUACAACAAAUUUAUCAUAUGAGGCCUAAAGGCCCCAGUAAAUGAUCAUUUUUGAAAAUUCAUUUACCGCAAAGGUCUUAAUUUAUUAGUGGGCCACUCAAACCCGACCUUUAUAUGUUUUCAAGUCUUAAGAACUAUCUGCCGUAGACUAGACUAGCAGUAUGGUAUUUCAUUUUCCUUUUUUUUUUUCAUUUUAGUAAUAACUUCAGUUUACUGGUAACUUUACUUUUGAUUAUUAUUAGGAAAAAAACCUAAAAAAGCUGAUUGUUAAUGUCAACAAACAAAAGGAUGCACUAAAGAAGAAUGGAAUCACAGUGGAUGGAGUGCAUUAUGCUGUGAGAUUUAAAGGUAAGUUUCACAUAAUAAUUAAUAAGGUAUUUUUUAGUACCAUAAUUUUCAAUCCAAAUGCCUGCAUGCACAUUGACCUGUUUUUAAAAUUUAUAUCUACAGUUAUACUUGACCUGAAGACCCUCUAUUUUUUGCUGGAACAAAUAGGGAAAGAGAACUUUGGGAAACAAGGAACUGAAGUAGAGUGUUGCUUUAUAUGCAAAGCAUUGAGAGUAUGUGGAUAUAUUCAAAAUCUCUGAGUCAACAAAUUCUACUAUGCAGGUUUUGACCUUACCAAUGACCAACUUACUAAUAUAGUACUAUUAGAUUUUCAGUUGUGCUGGGUAAAAUUUCUUAGAAAAAACUAGCUAUGAAUAAUGGCUAUUUUUAUGGGAUGUUGCGAUCUUGGUCCACAUACAGUUUGUUUGAAACACUUUAGCAUGUCCAAGGCCAAUAUUGGAGGGUAAUUUAAUUAUAAUUUUGGUUUACUAAGAAUUCUCCGAUGAUACUUGUUGAGGCAUGCAGCCCUUGAUUAUUCAUGAAUUUCAGCAUUUGUAGUUGUCAUUUUGAAUUCACAGUAACUUCUAAUUAUAAAAGGCAUUCAAAACAUUAAGGUUAUCUCAAUACGGUUAACCUCUAUUCAAAAAAUUAAAUUCCCUGGUGUAGUGAGUGAAUCCCUUCAUCCCAGCAUUUAUAGCUUAACAAGUAUGUUUUCUAUAAAAGACUCACUUUUUAUAUAGACCUCAUUUUAGCAAUAAUAUUUUGUAAAUUAAGCCUUGCCUUUUGCAAAAGGGGAAGUUCCACAGCAUGGAAAAGGAAGCAACAAGCUUUUUUUGGAAAAACAUGAUGUUUAAUGCCCCUGUCUAUAAAAUGUUGGCAAUCAUCCUUGUCUUGUUUUCCUAGAGAGCACAUAUUAUUUUCCCAUAAUAAUAUACCACAGUCUUCCUUUACUGUAGGUGUGUCAAUGUUGUAGGGGCACUGUCAUAAGAGACUGAAAACCUGUCGAGUAAAAUACUUGAGUUUGAAAUCUAUAAAACUGUUAAGUACCACUUCAGGGGAGAUAUCCCCCACAACUAACAGAAUAAUGAAUCUUCUUUUUUCUAGUUUCAAAGGCAUCCGUGAUGACUUAGAGUUCCUUCUUAAAGAGGAUUUAUCGUCUAUUAAUCUCUGCGCCCUUCACUGCGAACUUAGAAAUACCGACGAGUUGUUGUCAUCAUUGGGUUUGUUUUCGUACAAAGUGGGUUCACUUGAUGAAUGUAAUGCCGAAUUGGCAAAUUAUGGCCCUGAGAAUUUUAGCAGCAGAAUAACAGUGAAGAUGAAGGAGGGCCAAAAAACUGCUGUUGAAAAGCACAACAUUCAGGUGUCUUCAUUUUCAGGUACCUUCUAUAUUGUUUCAUUUUUAUCAUGAUUGCUUUCAUUCCCUUUAUCCACUUCAGGGCUUUUACUUUUGUGCUGUAGCAGCUGCUUGAGUUUCAUUUGUACAAUACCUUGAUCCUUAAUAUGAAAACUGUAACACUGGUUUGUAAUGAAGAUGUCAUUAAUUUGUGAAUUUAAAUCCUGUUUGUUUCUUUCUGUACUAUUUUUCCUGAAGGUUCUACUGAACGUGAGUUCCUCACAAACAUUGAAACGAUUGUCAGGAACUCCUUGCUUCGUGACAAAUUGAAGUCAUAUUUUGCUGAUCCAGAAAGUGCUAAAGAGGCACUGCUGAAUAAAGUCACAUUAUUUUUGCACUGAUAGAAUCAAGGUAUGGCUCAGGAUAUCACAUGAUUUGAAUCUUUCACUUAAACCAGUGCAACACAAUAAUAUUUUUUGUGUAGUAUGUAGAAACAUACACUGAAAAAAAUGGUUUAAAAAAAUGUUUAAAAUAUUCAAUGAAUUUGUAAUAAUUUGUUCUAGUACUAUCAGGACAUGGCUAUUCCAGACACAUUCACCAGAGACUUUGGUUCAAAGCAGGAGACUAUUACCCUCACAGGUUCAGGUACAUGUUACAAUCAUUAUACUGUUAUUUAAAACCUUUCCUUCCCAUUGACUGUGAUAAACCAGACAGUUUGAAUUAAUGACUGCAUUUACAUCCAUCUACACUGGAAGUUGUGAUAGGCUAGCUAACACUGUUAGUAUUAAUACAACCCCAUGAAGACAGUGACCAUUGUGUAUCAAGGGUACAUCAUUAUUGCAUCAGAUUACUGCAUCCCAACUGAGUGAAUGUUCCUUAGCAUGUAAAGGACACCCAAUGGUUUGUGUUCUUGCAUAAUAGUCCUCCCUUAAAAAGAAUACCCCCUUACACUUCGUGAUGUGACUACCUAAAUUGUUUUCCUUAGAAACUGGAAAAGAAGUUCAAAGAAGACUUGAAUUCUGGCAGGGUAAGCUACGUGAAAUCGAGGAAAGAUAUGUGGAACUGUCAGAGAAGUGUGUUGGUGGGUCGGUUGCUAAAGGGAAACGAGGAAAGAAAAGGCAGAAGGUGGACAAUGCUGAUCUUUCUCAGCUAUCUGAUUAUGCAGCAGAAUUAAGUGUUCUACUAAUUGUUUUUAAAGGUAAUCAAAUAAUCAAGUCUUUUUUUUACUUAAUUGACACAUUGACACAUUGGACAGUUUUAUGAGAAGUAAGAUAUGGGGCAAAAUCCAGACACGUGAAGUUAAAACUAGUCAAGCUGACUUUGCUUUUUUGAACAAAAUUCUUAACUUUAAUUUAACAAGUGGCAGUUACAGAACACAGGUCACAAGGGAAGGUCACUGCAUGCUCAUAAAAAAAACUGAGAUAGGCAGUUUCCCCUUAACUUAAAACACCUCAUUUCAGAUUGUAAUUUGGGCUUUUCGUUAUUAUUCAUUUUGAUUUCAGGUUUACACCGACUGGAAAGACAUUUCUGAAGUUAUUAGAAGUACUGUCUUCGAGAAAGAUUAGCAAGAUUUAAUUGACAUUGUUGGCGUACAGGUAUGUGUCAGGUAAUUCACUUUUAGUAAGAGUGUAAAGGGGAAAUUCCACCGUUACGGACAUUACACUCAGAGAGCAUUUUUUAACUUUGAUCUCCUGUCCUGUUCACAAUAUGCAGUAUAAUUUGUUUCCUUCAAACGUUUCAUAAAUCACAGGAACUGAGCCUUAAAAGUCGUGAUUAAAAUUGACGGUUGUUUUAGCUGUAAUGUCUGUAACAGGCCUUUCAGUCAAAAUCAGAGGGAGCUAAAAAUUUGUUCUCUGAGUAUUUUUUUAUUGUGCAAAAGGCAAGCCAUUAUAGUGCAAUGUGGUUGAUACAAAACAGCAAUUUAAUGCAUAUUUUUUAUUGGCAAAUGCUCAAAGUUUUCUUCAGUCACAUUAAAUUUCUCUGAGGUCUAUCUUAACUGCUUUGGUUCCCUAAAAGGUUGUGUUAUGGACAUUACACCAAGUGUGACGGACGUUACUGUCUGUGAAUUUUUUCUUGAAAAUUAUAUUAUGUGCAUUAUGAUGCUAACAAAUUGCUUAUUUCAUUUAUUUUUAUGUGUUAAGUUUACCAUCAGCAAUGUAUAGAAGCCUUGAAAAUUAAGUGAAAACAAAAGCUGUUUUGUAAUUAUAGCUGGUCAGCACAUUCCUUUUCAAAGCAUUCUCUGAACAUUCUUUGAAAGAAAACGACUGACCAGUAGUUUUAAUCACAUUAUGACAUCUCAUUGUACUCUGAAAGUUACAUAAACAAGAUGGUUGUCUUUUCUAAAAAAAAAAUGUCAAAACAGGGGCUGAAAGGGCCAGAACUUUUAGAACAAGACUCAAAGUAGAUGUUGAGAGCUAUAAGGCCUAUAAGAACAAAGACAAAGAAAGGAAAAGAGUGCAAAGAAAAGGUGAAGCCCUUAGUCCAAGUGAAGUUGCAAGAAGGAAGAAACUCACCCGUGAAAGAGUCAGAAAAUGCAGGCAAAGACAAAAAGAGAAGAAAGCAAAAAACUCUUCCCAAGACCAAGAUGUAUCACAAGCUUACCAAACACCUGAAGCUCUAGGAAAGGCUCUCGGUAAGGUAAGCAGCAGAGUGCUUCCCCAAAGCCCCAGAAAACGAAAGGCUGUGGUUUUCAAACUAGCACAUGCUUCAGGUUUUCUUAGGAAAAAGAGGUGCACUAGAAGUAACAGGGGUCUUCCAAAAGAGACGGUAAAUCUUGUUAAAGUUUUCUUUCAGCUUGACUCCAUCUCUCGCCAAGCACUAGGCAGAAAAGACUUUGUCACUGUUCGGGAAAACAACACAAAACAUCAUAUCCAGAAAAGGCACUUGUUGUGGUCCCUUAGGGAAUGCUAUAGCAUAUUCAUGAAAGAAAAUCCCACCACUGAGAUUGGCCUUAAUAAGUUUUGCUCCUUAAGGCCAGUGAAUGUCUUGCUCUCUGCUGACAUGCCUAGAGAUGUUUGUCAAAAUGCUUUGUGAGAGCCUGCAUAAGGAAAUAGAUGAUUUUCCACUGUACUCAGGAAGUUUUGCAGAAAAUUUUGUUUGCAACCCUGAGUCAGAAGUUUGCAUGCUUGGCAAAUGUAAAAAGUGUGCAAAAUGCCCCAGCUUGUUGCAAAAAAUAAGGUCAAGUGCAGGAAACCUUGAUGAGCAUGCAACAUGGUAUCAGUGGGAGCAUGUGGAACAAAUGGUGCAGGCAAAGAAAGGAAAAAGCAUGAAAGGUAAAGAAAAUUGAGAAAGUUCUGAAAGAGGGUACUGGUGAUGAUUUACUGGAAGAUCUAGAAGUUCAGCUGCCAUCAUUCUUAGAACAUGUGUUUGUAAAGCGACAACAGGCAAGAAUUUUCAAAGAGAAGAUGGAACAUCUGACAGAGGAAGAGGCAGUGGUGCAAGUUGAUUUUGCUGAAAAUUUCAGCUGCAAGUACCUGGGAGAAGUUCAGUCAGCACACUGGAGCCAAGACCAAGUUACCCUGUUCACUGUUGCAAUCUGGACAAAGUCUGGAGACAAAAACAGCUGUUGUGAAUCUCACGUCAUUGUUUCAGAUGAUUUGAAGCAUAACAAAACAUCUGUUGCCGUGUUCAUGUGCAAAGUUGCAAACGACCUUGUGAAGGGGAGACACCCAAACAUAACUUGAGUUUGGAUAUUUUCAGAUGGACCAAGCUCGCAGUUCAAGAACAGGUACAUUGCCCAUUUUCUCCAUUUACUUCAAGGUCAAGGUCUUAACAUCCAGUGGAACUACUUUGCCACAUCACAUGGGAAAGGGGCUGUUUAUGGUAUCGGGGGAACUGUGAAGUGCAUGGUUUGGAAUGCUGUAUCCACAAGAAAGGUGGAAGCAGUCAAAGAUGCUUGCUCUUUUGCAAGUGUUGCAAAUAAGUUGAGCACAUCUGUUGCGGUGACCUUUGUUGGAUCUAAAGAAUUAGAAGCUACUGAAGACUUACUUGGAUUAAAGAAAUUCUUCUCUGUUACACCAGUAAUCCCAGGUAUUGCCAAAUUUCACAGCUUAGAACCACUCAGGAAUGGCCUUAUUCGUUGCCGUACAUACUCUUACCAGAGUACCUGGAUUGAAAUGGGUGCAUUGUCCAGUUUUCUGGUUCAGAA
Molecule: messenger RNA, 6051 nt
Organism: Porites lobata
Lineage: Eukaryota; Metazoa; Cnidaria; Anthozoa; Scleractinia; Poritidae
Source: the annotation of a GenBank genome assembly